This is a messenger RNA of Dictyostelium purpureum, 3806 nucleotides long. RefSeq lists its product as uncharacterized. The transcript is spliced from 2 exons. Lineage: Eukaryota; Evosea; Eumycetozoa; Dictyosteliales; Dictyosteliaceae. The coding region runs from base 1 to 3729 and encodes 1242 amino acids. Gene Ontology annotation, cellular component: mitochondrial membrane. The record is from RefSeq and is a predicted model, not a curated record.
AUGGUUGUAAUUUCAAAUUUUUAUGAAGGUAAAAAUGUAUUGAUUACAGGUUCAACAGGUUUUGUUGGAAAGGUCUUACUUGAAAAGAUGGUUAGAGAUUUACCAGGCAUUCAAAAGAUCUAUAUUAUUAUUCGUGGUAAUGCUAAAGAAAGAUUUAUCGACGAUAUUAUUGGCUCAAGAAUUUGGGAUUUAUUAAAAGCCAAAUUAGGCGGCGAAGAAGAGUUCAAUAAAUUAAUUCAUAACAAAGUUGUUCCAGUUUCUGGUGAUCUUUCAAAAGAAGGUUUAGGUUUAUCCCCAGAAGAUACUCAAACAAUUAUCGAUAAUGUUAAUGUCAUCAUUCAUUGUGCUGCUUCUAUUGAUUUUCGUGAACGUCUCGAUAAAGCCAUUCAAUCAAAUCUUUAUGCUUCAUUAAAUAUGUUGGAUUUAUCAAGAAAACUCAGAAAUAUUAAAGCAUACGUACAUUGUUCAACUGCUUAUGUUAAUUCAAAUCGUGAAGGUUGGUUAGAUGAAGAGCUUCCAGUUUUAGAUUUCAACCCAGAAGAGAUGGUAGAUCUUAUUAUGAAACAAGAUAUUCAAACAUUAGAACGUAUUACACCAAAUUUAUUAGGCGCUUACCCAAAUACUUAUACUUUUACUAAAGCUAUUACCGAACGUAUUUUAGCUUUAAAGCGUGGUGAUGUCCCAUUAUGUUUUGUUCGUCCAACUAUUGUUGGUGGUUCACUCAAAGAACCAGUUCCAGGUUGGGUUGAUUCCGUAGCUGCUAUUGGUGCUGUUAUGUUAUAUUGUGGUGUUGGUUUAGUUCAAUUUAUGAAAGGUGAUGGUCGUAUGGUUGCCGAUAUCGUUCCAGUUGAUCAUGUUGCAAAUGCUUUAAUUGCUGCCGCUGUCUCCAUGGAAAGUCAAAAUAGCUUAAAAAUUUUCCAAAUUGGUACAAGUCAUAGAAAUCCAGUAUUAUGGAAUAGAAUUUCACAUUAUGUAACAGAAUAUUGGAGAAGUCAUACACCAAAGAAAUCAGUUGCUAGAUCAUCAUUUUCAUUCCAUUCACACAUAAUGUAUGAAGCUCACUUUUUCAUGAAAUAUGGUAUUCCAUCAGCAUUACUUCAAGUAUUAGCAGUUCUUACUGGUAGUGAAGAUACCAAAACUAAAGCUGAAGGUUUCAAAAAGAUUACUAAAGCUGCUAGAUUAAUUUGCGAUACUUUUAAACAUUUUACUGGUCACGAAUGGGUCUUCUCUGUUCAAACAUUAGAAAAGAUUUUCCAAGAUCUCUUUGAUGGCGAAGAUAGAAUCAAGUUCAAUUGUGAUGCAGCUGAAAUCAAUUGGCAAUCAUAUUUCUGUUACUUCUGUUAUGGUCUUCACAAAUACGUUAUCAAAGAAGAAGGUGUUCGUCCACCAACUGAACUUUUAAACACAAGUAUCAUCACUAAAUCUGAAGUCAACCAAUCUGGUUUCUUCCAAUGGGUAUUUGCUGAUAUUAGUUGGGCAUCUACAAGUUAUCGUCAUGUUACUCAAACUCCAUUACCACCACGUGCUCCAACUGAAAUUCGUUCACUUGUUAUGAAUUCACCACGUGUUCAACAAGCUAUGGAAAAAGUUUCACGUGAAGAAGGUGUUUUAGUUAGUGAAAUCGAAAAGAGAGCCAGUCAAAUCAUGGAUAGAAUGCAAUCAAAUCUUAAUAUUAUGGUCGUUAGAGUUUUAGGUUGGUUCUUAAAGAAAGUUUGGAGAAAGAUUUAUCAAGGUAUUCAUGUCGACGAAAAAGGUAUCGAAUUAAUUCGUGAAGCUAUCAAAAAAUCACCAGUAGUUCUCAUUCCAUCACAUCGUUCAUACAUUGACUUUUUAAUCAUCUCUUACAUCUUCUUUGAAUACAAUCUUCCAUUACCACAUAUUGCUGCUGGUGAAGAUUUCCUUUCAAUCAUCAUUGUUCGUUGGUUCUUUAGAAAUGCUGGUGCCUUCUUCCUUCGUAGAACUUUCCAUGGUGAUUCACUUUACUGGGCUAUUUUCUCUGAAUACGUUCAACGUUUAGUCAUUGAUAAUCAACCAAUGGAAUUCUUUAUUGAAGGUAAACGUUCUCGUACUGGUAAAUCACUUCAUCCAAAGAUGGGUCUCCUUUCAAUGGUUUGCCAACCAUAUUUUGAAAAUCGUGUUCAAGAUGUUCACAUUGUUCCAAUUGGUAUUUCAUACGAAAAAGUAUUAGAAGGUGAACUCUAUUCUAACGAAUUGAUGGGUGAAUCAAAAACUAAAGAAAGUCUUAAUGGUCUUUUACGUGCCUCAAAAGUUUUAAAGAUGAACUUUGGUCGUAUCAAUGUUGUUUUUACUCCACCAAUCUCUGUUAAACAAUAUACCGAACAAAAAGUUCAAGAAGUUGCUUCACAACGUCAUCUUCCAGCACCAGCCCUUCCAGCUCCAUCAAUUCUUUCAACUCCAGCUUCAAUUGCACCACCAUCAAGCACAAAGAAUAGUAAUAUCAGUGAAGGUGACUUUGAAAUCAAUUUCAAUAAACCAGACAGUCGUGCUACUGGUGCCAUCUAUGAUCCAUUCAACAAUAAUGGUGAUCGUCGUUCAUUAAUUUCAGAUCUUGGUUAUCAAAUCGUUCGUGAUCUUAACAAAUCAAUCAUCAUUACUACCACCUCAGUUGUUGCCACUAUUCUUUUAUCAUUCCGUCGUGGUAUCAAUCGUGAAGAACUCAUUACCAAAGUCGAAUGGCUUCGUGAAGAAAUUUUCGCUCGUGGUGGUGAUGUUGCUUUUGAAGGUCCAUCAGAUGCUUUAGUUGAUCACUCAUUAAAACUUAUCAGCAAUCUUGUUUCAAAGAGAAGAAAUAUGUACGAGCCAGGAUCAGCCCAAUUAGGUGUUACAAAUAAAAACUAUAGAAAGAAUGUUUUAGUCUUAAACUUUUAUAGAAAUCAAUUAUUACAUCUUUUCCUUUGGGAUGGUUUGGUUUCACUUGUCAUUUUAUCAAUCUUACAAACUAGAGAUCAACAAUCAAAUGAAAACAUUUUAAAUACCAACAAUGUUAACAACAAACAACCAAAAGAUACAGUUUCUGAAGAAACCAUUAUUUGCGAAGUUAGAUUUUUAGCUAAAGUUUUAUCAAUCGAAUUUGUUAAUCAACCAGGUUAUGAUACUGAUGAAUUUAUUAAAGGUCAAAUCAACCGUAUGGCCAUCAGAGGUAUCAUCAAUAAAGAACAAACCAAUGAACAAACUUUCUAUGGCGUCAAAUCAGAAGGUGCUUGUAGCUUCUUUGCUAAUCUUUUCUAUCCAUUAGUUGAAGGUUAUUUAUCAGGUAUUCUCACUUUAUUCUCAAUCCAACCAGAAAUGAUGAUCAAAAAGAACCAAUUCCUUCAACGUAUGGGUUGGUUUGCCGAAAAAAUGUUUGAAGAAGGCAAAUCAAACUUUUAUGAAUCUUGCUCAAUGGAAAUUUUAGGUAACAGUUUACAAUUAUUCGAACAAAUGAAAGUUAUUCAAAGAAAGAAAUUAGAAGAACAAGUCGGUAAAAGAACUACUCGUUCAAGCAAUGGAAACAAAAAACAACAAAAGAAACCAACAAGAAGAGAAAGAAAACAAGAACCAGAAGAAUACAUUAGAUUAUUACCACCAUAUCAAGAUAAAGAUGGUUUAUUAAAAGAAUUAACUGAAAGAUUAUCAAAAUACAAGAAAUCACCACAAACCAAACAUCAACUCAAUGAUUUAAGAAGAACCGUAGUUGAAGAUUUCCCAUUAUUAUCUUCAAAACUUUAAAGCAACAACAAAAAAAAUAUUAUAUUUCCCACAAACUUUUAAAUUUAAAACAAAUAAAACUAAUAAAUUAUUAAAUU